AUGAAAAUGUCCACUACAAGAAACAUUCUUUACACUCAUGAUAUGUAUAUCAGAACUAUUGUUCCAGAAUGUUUAAUUUCCCACUUCAAUUUGGAUUUCAAUAUUGUUGAAAUCGAUGAAGCAAAAGAAAAAUAUGUUAAAGACUUCCCUGUCAAAACAACCCCAGCUGUGAAAUUAAAGGAUGGAUCUAAAUUCUUUGAACAACUCGCUGUUAAUGAAUACUUAAUACGUUCUACUGGUAACAAUGUUGAAAUCAAGCAAUUGCUUGGUUCUUCAGAUGAUUUGAUUCAUCAAGCCAACAUAAACUGCAUUGCUUCAUUUAGUGGUUCUGAUGUUUUGAAUGUUUUAGCAGGUUAUGUGAAGCCUUAUAUUGGUAUGUUGCCUUACGACAAUACUCUCGAACAAAAAUAUUUAGAAAAAUUAAGUAUCUUUUACAAGAUAUUCGAAGAGAAACUAGCCACCCAAAAGUAUUUGACUGGGGAUGAAAUAACUAUUGCUGACUUAAUUACCGCCACUAGUUUAAAACUAGGUUUCGCCUUCAUAUUUGGUAAGGAAUGGAGAAAUGAACACAAAUCAAUUACUGAAUGGUUCGAAAACGUUAUCCACUCUAAGUACUUGGAAUCACAUUUUAAAGACUUCAGAUACCCUGAAGUACCAGCCACUCUUUGA
Molecule: messenger RNA, 669 nt
Organism: Maudiozyma barnettii
Lineage: Eukaryota; Fungi; Ascomycota; Saccharomycetes; Saccharomycetales; Saccharomycetaceae
Exons: 1
Coding region: 1-669 (222 amino acids)
Biological process (GO): translational elongation
Cellular component (GO): cytoplasm; nucleus
Source: RefSeq, a predicted model, not a curated record